UCCGCAGCUGUUCACGCCCGGCUGUUCCUUCUAGAAGUUGCGCAUUAUGAUAAAAAUUGUAUUCUGCAGUUUGCUAACCUCCAUGUUCACCAGCACAUUGGAUUUAUACGCUGGUGAUGAGUCUGGCCCUGGCAGCUGGUCCGUAGACAGUGUGGGCUCGUGUGCCACCCGAUACCCGAGCAACUUCUACAUGACCCUGCAUAAGCCGAACAGCACAGCUGGUGAAUUUAAUGGGACCUUGUAUUUGCCUGAUGGGAUUGACGAUUAUUUCUCAGUAACAUAUGAGUACACCAAACUGGACGGAGCUGACCACCGAGUGAGAAGUUCAGCGUACCGCCCCUUCAUAUACGAAUACACUAAAGACGCGAUUGACGGCCAGUGCCACACAGCGGCCGAGACGUAUCCCUUCUACUUUCCUAUACCGCCGGGCUUAUACCUCUUCAACGAUUAUAUAUACCACUACAAAGACACCCAACUGCCUGCAGAGGGCGUGUACGGCACGUUCGACAUUUACGGGUACCUAAAUCAUAGACAAGAGAGAGUUGGCUGCAUGAAACUCAGAAUAUCAUUUCAAAAUAAUAAAAAACUAGUUUAAUUUUUUUCGAUUCAGUCUAUUCCAAAGAACAAAGAAUUACAUAGACGGAAUGAUAAAAUAAAAACUG
Molecule: messenger RNA, 662 nt
Organism: Galleria mellonella (greater wax moth)
Lineage: Eukaryota; Metazoa; Arthropoda; Insecta; Lepidoptera; Pyralidae
Exons: 4
Coding region: 47-595 (182 amino acids)
Source: RefSeq, a predicted model, not a curated record